AUGCCAUUCCGCAUCGAGACUCAACCGGGCGCUACCCCGGUCAAUCGUCCCAUCUACCGGUUGUCCCCCUCAGAGUUGGAGGAGUUGCGGCGCACUCCGGAUGACCUCCUCGCCAAGGGGUUCAUCCGCCCGAGCAACUCUCCCUGGGGGGCCCCCGUCCUCUUCGCCCCCAAGAAGGACGGGGGCUUGCGCUUCUGCAUUGACUACCGGGGACUUAAUAAACAAACCGUUAAAAAUGCGUACCCUCUCCCCCGGGCCGAUGACCUCAUCGACCAACUCCACGAUGCUAAAUUCUUUUCUAAAAUCGACCUGCGCUCCGAGGAACAUGAGCGCCUCCUCCGGGAGGUAUUCACACGCCUGCGCAAACACACCCUCUACGCCAAGGAGUCCAAGUGUAUGGACAAGACCGAAGAAGUCACCACCCGCAACUUCUACUGGCCGGACCUCCAAGCGGACGUCCGGCGUUACAUCCGCUCGUGCGACGCGUGUCAACGCAAUAAGCCCAGCAACCGCCGCCCUGGGGGACUCUUGCAGCCUAUUCCCAUCCCCCAG
Messenger RNA from Klebsormidium nitens, 552 nucleotides. NCBI's taxonomy places the organism in Eukaryota, Viridiplantae, Streptophyta, Klebsormidiophyceae, Klebsormidiales, Klebsormidiaceae. The record is from the annotation of a GenBank genome assembly.